Messenger RNA from Alnus glutinosa, 1411 nucleotides. Its product is annotated as probable protein phosphatase 2C 8. Gene Ontology annotation, biological process: protein dephosphorylation. The transcript has 3 exons. Bases 23 to 1141 code for a protein of 372 amino acids. Gene Ontology annotation, molecular function: protein serine/threonine phosphatase activity; cation binding. Gene Ontology annotation, cellular component: cytosol; nucleus. The record is from RefSeq and is a predicted model, not a curated record. NCBI's taxonomy places the organism in Eukaryota, Viridiplantae, Streptophyta, Magnoliopsida, Fagales, Betulaceae.
UAGCUUUCACAGUUUCACGCGAAUGAGAACGAGGCCGAAGCCUGAGUUCACGGUAGCAAUGGAUCUCCGAAGGAUGACGUUAGAUUCCGGCCAAAUGACCCAACUCACGGUGACCAAAACCAAGAGCGCUCGCCUGAAAAGGCUGAAGGUCCGGAGACUGAAGUACACGUGUCGAACGAAGACCCACGUGGAGGAAGAGAAACAAUUGGACGAGAACAAGAAGGAGAUAUCAUUGUCGUUGUCCUCGUCUGCAGAAAACAAGGUGGUUUUGUCGUGCCAGAGAGACAGUCCGGCGAGUUUCACUGCUCACGGCUCUGUGUCGGUGAUAGGGAGGAGGAGAGAGAUGGAAGACACGGUGAGAGUGGAACUGGGGUUCAUGACAAAGAGAAACAACACAGUGUAUGACUUCUUUGGGGUGUACGAUGGGCAUGGCGGGCCGCACGUGGCGAGGGCGUGCGAGGAGAGGUUGCAUGGGGUUAUGGUGGAGGAGGUGGGAGGUGAUCAGGGUAGAGAUAAUGGUGAGGGGGUGGAGUACUGGGAGAGAGUGAUGGAAGGGUGUUUUGGUAAAAUGGACGAGGAGGUGAGGGGGAGUGGGGUCGGGAGGACGGUGGGGUCAACGGUGGUUGUGGCGGUGGUGGGGGAGGAGGAGGUGGUGGUGGCCAACUGUGGGGACUGUAGGGCGGUGAUGUGCAGGGGUGGUGGGGGGGCUUUGGCCUUGUCUAAGGAUCAUAAGCCUGACAGACCAGAUGAGUUGAAUAGAAUUGAAGCCGCUGGUGGAAAGGUCAUAAACUGGGAUGGACAACGUGUUCUAGGAGUUCUUACCACUUCUAGAUCAAUAGGUGAUCAUUACCUCAGGCCAUAUGUUAUUUCCAAACCGGAAGUCACAGUGACCAAGCGAACUGAUAAGGAUGAAUUCCUCGUACUCGCUAGCGAUGGUUUGUGGGACGUUAUCUCCAAUGAAGUUGCAUGCCUGGUUGUGAAGAGAUGUCUUGACGGACGAAUGAGGAGGAAUUCCGUAGACGUAGAGGUUGAGAAUGAAAGUCGUGCUGCUCAGGCAGCAGCGGUGUUAGCCGAGCUAGCAAUGGCUCGGGGGAGCAAAGACAACACUAGCGUGAUUGUAGUUGAUUUAAGGAAACCCUGAGGCUUUCUCAGUCAAUAGCAGUCCUCUCGUUAUCUCCACGUACUUGGUCCUGGCAAGCUUUGAGGUUGUUUUGUCAAAAAGCUGAAGGCACGUGCAAGAAAUUAAGCUUGAUCAAUCCGGUAGCCGACCAAGGAUUCAUAUAGCAUGUUGGAAAUUACGGAUAUGGCAGCCUCAGAGUUUUAUGGAAACAUGGGUACGUACGUAUGUGUGUCGUUUAACAUAUAUAAUUCAUUUAUGGUGUUGUUUAACGCUACGCCUCCCUUGAAAUCA